Mesocestoides corti is the source of this 1875-nucleotide messenger RNA. NCBI's taxonomy places the organism in Eukaryota, Metazoa, Platyhelminthes, Cestoda, Cyclophyllidea, Mesocestoididae. The record is from the annotation of a GenBank genome assembly.
AUGAGUGGAGGGUUUCGGGAUUUGGGUCUCUGUAAUUCCCUUGUAAAGUGCUGUAAUGCCAUUGGUUGGACGAAGCCACUACCCAUACAAAUAUCUGCUAUUCCUCCUUCUCUGAAAGGCAAUGAUAUCAUCGGAACUUCAGAAACCGGGUCAGGGAAAACCGCCGCUUUUCUGUUACCCAUUUUACAGAAUUGGCUCAAUGCUGGCAAACCAACUGGCUACGCUCUCAUUUUAGCACCCACUAGAGAACUAGCUUGUCAGAUAUCAGAGACGGCGAAACUAUUGAUGGAAAACUUUGUUGAUGAAGAUGCAGACGCAAGCGGACCCCAAAAUCCUCUCAAUGUAUUUCUAUUAGUUGGUGGUGAAAACUCGGCAGAUCAAGCAAUAACCCUUGCUUGGUGUCGCCACCAUAUCAUUGUUGCGACUCCUGGGCGCCUAGCGGAGCACAUGAAGCAGUCUCCUGAUUUCGCACGACAUCACCUUUCCACAAUCAAACAAAUCGUCCUCGACGAAGCUGACAGAAUGCUCAGUUUGGAGUUCGCUGAUGAUCUCGAUGCCCUCUUGAAUGUCUUUGAAAGGCCUAAAGCUCCUCUAGUCCCAACCAAACACCCAAACAGGGCCAAAAAGCAGACGUUUCUGGAGAAACGUGCAAACGAAGUUGCUCCAACUACAGUCGCAAAACAAAGCGCCAGUCUCGCCAAAGGCGCAAAAUUUGCCCACCCACAGACGUACCUUUUCACGGCGACAAUGAGCAAAGAUGUGACUAAGCUCCGUCGAAUUGCACUUCGAAGGGACGCAGUCAUUUGCACAGCAGCAAGAGCAUUGCAGGAUGAAAAGGCCGAUUUGAAAGUUGAGUUGAAGGUGGAUCUGCCUGCUGGCCUGCGGUACUUUUGUCUUCCCACUCGUCGCGCCGACAAAUUGGCCACUCUCGAUUGGCUAAUACAGCAGUCAUUCGAAUUGGCCACCGAGAAAGACUUUAAAAUAAUUGUGUUCUGUGCCCGUUGCCACGAAACGCGGUACUUAGCUGGCUUUCUGGUGGAACGCAGCUACAAGGCGGUCGGUCUUAUGGGUCGCAUGAAACAAGUGGAAAGAAAACGUGUUCUGGCCGACUUCGUGUCAGGCAAGGCGAAUGUUUUGGUCGCUACAGACGUAGCUAGCCGCGGAUUGGAUUUGCCGUUCGUCUCCAUGGUGAUAAACUACGGUGUCCCUCUGACCUCGAAGGUCUAUCUCCACCGGGUUGGGCGAACUGCUCGUGCUGGUCGCUCGGGCACGGCCGUCACCAUAGUAACGCGUGACGACGGCAAAGCCUACCUCGAAUUGGAAUCGGCUCUGCUUCCUGUGAAGCCGCGGGAACCUCGACGCUGCAUCCCUCGUUGGCCACACCCGCUGCCCCCCGAGAACCCGACAAGGAAGGGCGAGGUGUGCAUGAGCACGCGCCGGCGUCUGGCCGACGAGGCCUGGUCUCGAGCCGCCAAGGUCCUUCGAGAGGCCGAAGCUCGCCGGUUAGAGGAGAAGCGAGCUCAUGGCUUCUCUUCCUCUGACGAAGACGAUGACCUUCUCCUGAACAACGGUGACCUCGACCUCGUUGACCAGCCGGAUUUGACCAAUCAGCAUUGGGCCAGUGGGGCUGCGGGGAUAGAGGCUGCGCGGCGUGCGUACGCAGAGGAUGCGGCUAGGCGAAAACGCUCGCGUAUCAUAGCGGAGGAGCAGGAAGGUGAGGACGGCGAAGACAGCGAUGGUGCCGAGGACGACCGAGGCAACCUCCAUUUCCAGCAGCCAAUUAAGGAGAAACGCGCUGCGAUCUCGGCAGCAAAGAAGAAAAAGAAGGCGGCAGCUGGUGGGCGAAAGACCAAAUCCCGCGACGCCUUUGUUUAA